AAGUCAGUCGAUCAAUAGUGCCGACGAUGUUUCUGCACCUGCAAGGAAUAAAAAUAACAUAAUAUUUGGUCUACUAAAAAAAUAAUUAAUAAUUACUGACUGGCACAAAAAUAUAUAUAUAUAUUUACAUAAUUGCUCAACCAGCAGUUAUGAGAGUAUGUCGGCGAUAGAGCGUGAAUUGCUUAGAAACGUAAAUGAGAAAAUUGAAUUGAUUGAGCCUAGUACAGGAAAAUUGUUUUUCGAGCAUAAAACUGACUUAUUGCUUGCUAAACCGCGUUUGAUACCUCUCAAAUCGCAGGGUUUGCAGAGUCUGGAGGAAAUGCAUCGCGAAACUGCUCGACAGUUGCAGCAGAAACGCACUAAUAACAAGAACAACAACAAUCACCAAGGAGAGGCAAAACAGCUCGACGCCGCUUAA
Drosophila nasuta is the source of this 418-nucleotide messenger RNA. RefSeq names its product BBSome interacting protein 1 (gene BBIP1). The coding region runs from base 158 to 418 and encodes 86 amino acids. NCBI's taxonomy places the organism in Eukaryota, Metazoa, Arthropoda, Insecta, Diptera, Drosophilidae. The transcript has a single exon. Gene Ontology annotation, biological process: cilium assembly; receptor localization to non-motile cilium. Gene Ontology annotation, cellular component: BBSome. The record is from RefSeq and is a predicted model, not a curated record.